UGAAGGAGGAUUAAUUUGGUUUAUAACUUGACAUAUCGACUUUAUUUUAGUCGUACAAGAAACUAAUAGAAGUGAAGAAUAAAAGUCGCUUUAAUCAGAACUUUUAUAAAAUGAGUAUAUAACGUUGAAUUGUCGUACAAACAAACAGCAUCUGAUGUUUCUUUAAAUAUUGAAAUAUUAUUAAACUGUUUCGUUUUGACUAGAUUCUUGCUGAAAACGCCUUAAUCUGAUCAGCAACAACGUCGAUCUGGUUAGCGGUAAACAAACAUUGAGUUGGGCUUGUCUUGGGAUAUGGUCAUUUACAAGGUCGUUCGCUUCGGUUGCAGGGAAAAGAGUAAUAUAAGCAUGCUAGUUCGCGUCUUGUUUCGAGGGCCGGAAAUAUUGUACGGCACCCACUGCUGGGGAGCCCUGCUCACCAAGACCGCAAGCCGACCUUUGUUUCAGUUAAGUCGGAGUAUAUCGAGUCACCCAAUCAGUCGCUUCCCGGUGCCUGAACGCUCCAAGCUCCCAGAAGAUAUUCAGGAGCAGAUGGACGAAGUCGAAGAGAAGUCAGGUUUCCUCCCAAAUGUGUUCAAGGCGCUGGCCUACAGACCAGAUGAGUUCAGAGCAUUCUUCAGUUACUAUGAUGCAGUCAUGAACAGAGAAGGUUCAAAGUUAAGUAAAGCAGACAAAGAGAUGAUCAUAGUGGCUACCAGUGCUGCCAAUAACUGUCUGUACUGUGUGGUAGCACAUGGGGCACUGCACAGAAUAUACUCCAAGAAUCCUAUACAGUCAGAUCAGGUGGCUGUAAAUUGGAGAUGCUCGGACAUUGAUGACAGACAGAAGGCCAUUUUGGAGUUUGCAAUUGACGUUUGCCAAGCUCGACCAAUCACAGAGCAGCACUUUGAGGAAUUAGCCAAUCAUGGACUGUCUAAGGAAGAUGCUUGGGAUAUUGGUUCAAUUGCUGCUUUGUUUGCUUUGUCUAACAGAAUGGCCCAUGUGACUGCAAUGAGACCCAAUGAUGAGUUUUACCUGAUGGGAAGAGUAAAGAAAGAGAAGUCAAAGUAAAGUUAUGCUACUCUUCAAGGCAUUAAAAUUUUAAGAAGUUUUUCAAUAACUUUAUUUUCAUAUUGUUAUU
Molecule: messenger RNA, 1117 nt
Organism: Lingula anatina
Lineage: Eukaryota; Metazoa; Brachiopoda; Lingulata; Lingulida; Lingulidae
Molecular function (GO): peroxiredoxin activity
Source: RefSeq, a predicted model, not a curated record